UUAGUCUCGUUGAACACCAUGAUCAGUACAAUGCUACGUGCUGGCUAUGAACGACAAGCAUUGGAGACCUAUGAUUUGAUUAUGCUACAAGGUGUUAAACCUUCCCAUAUAACUUUUACUACUGUUUUUAGUGCUUGUGGUGCUCUUUUGGAUGCAGGAUGCGGUAGGAAAAAUCAUGGGGUUGUGAUCAAGCUUGGUCUUGACGGUAACAUUUAUGUAGUUAAUGCCCUUUUGUCCAUGUAUGCUAAGUGUGGCCUUUCUGGGGAUGUAAUUCGUGUCUUUGAUGACAUUGAUGAGCCUAAUGAGGUUACCUUUACUACAAUGAUGGGUGGAUUAGCACACAUGAAUCAAGUCAAGGAAGCUUUGGAGAUGUUUAGGCUCAUGCUGCAAAAGGGGGUUCAUGUUGAUUCUGUAUCUUUGUCCAGUAUAUUGGGUGUGUGCGCAAAAGGAGGAUUUGAUGAAAGGGACAUUGGUCUAUGCAAUCAGAGUCAUGGAAAACAAGUGCACACACUCUCAAUUAAACUGGGAUUGGAGGGAGACAUCCAUUUAAGCAACUCGAAGCUGGAUAUGUAUUCGAAAAUAGGGGACAUGGAUAGCGCUGAAAAAGUUUUCGCGAAUAUGAGUCGGCAUAGUGUUGUUUCUUGGAAUGUGAUGAUAGCUGGGUAUGGCAACAAAUGCAACAGUGAGAAAGCUGUGGAGUAUCUCCAGAGAAUGCAAUGUUGUGGAUAUGAACCGGAUGAUGUUACUUAUAUCAAUAUGCUAGCAGCAUGUGUCAAGUCGGGGGAUGUUAAAACCGGGCGUGAUAUAUUUGAUAGCAUGCCUUGCCCGAGUUUGAGUUCAUGGAAUGCUAUACUCUCAGCCUAUAGCCAGAAUGCAGAUCAUGAAGAGGCACUAAAAAUGUUUAGAAAAAUGCAAUUCCAAUAUCAGCUUCCUGAUCGAACUACAUUAGCAGUUAUUCUUAGUUCAUCUGCGGAACUUGGACUUCUUGAGGCUGGAAAACAGGUUCAUGCAGCCUCUCAGAAGUUCGGGUUCUACAAGGAUGAGUAUGUUUCAAGUGGUCUUAUCAAUGUGUAUUCAAAAUGCGGGAAAAUGGAGUCUUCAAAGAAUGUAUUUAAUAAGCUGCCCAAAGUAGAUGUUGUUUGUUGGAACUCAAUGAUAGCAGGGUUCUCAAUAAAUUCUCAGGACAAUGAAGCUUUCUCUUUCUUUAAGCAGAUGCGCCAAUGCGGCUUCUAUCCUUCAGAGUUUUCAUUUACUACCAUUGUGAGCUCUUGUGCAAAACUCUCUUCAUUAUCCCAGGGACGCCAGGUUCAUGCUCAGAUAAUAAAAGAUGGUUAUGAAGAUGACAUAUUUGUUGGCAGUUCUCUUAUAGAAAUGUAUUGUAAAUGUGGAAAUGUGGAUCAAGCCAGAUACUUUUUCGAUAUAAUGCCAAGUAAAAACACUGUUACCUGGAACGAAAUGAUACAUGGUUAUGCACAUAAUGGAUAUGGUGACGAGGCUGUUUCCCUUUACAAGGACAUGAUCACAUCUGGUGAAAAACCCGAUGAUAUUACUUUUGUUGCCGUCUUAACUGGUUGUAGCCACUCUGCAUUGAUUGACGAAGGAGUUGAGAUAUUCAAUUCAAUUCAGCAAAGAUUUGGAGUGGUGCCAAAGUCAGAUCAUUACACUUGCAUCAUAGAUUGCCUCGGCCGAGCAGGGCGAUUCCAGGACGUAGAAGUGAUCCUAGAUACUAUGCCAUGCAAGGAUGAUCCAGUUGUUUGGGAAGUGGUGUUAAGCUCAUGCCGCAUUCACACUAACUUGAGCUUAGCAAAAAGAGCAGCGGAGGAACUCUUCCGGUUGGACCCUCUAAAUUCGGCAUCUUACGUGCUUCUAGCAAACAUGUACUCUUCUUUGGGAAGAUGGGAGGAUGCAAGGGCUGUUAGGGAUCUAAUGAGUGAUAAUAGGGUCCGCAAGGAUCCUGGUUAUAGCUGGAGUGAGUACAAGAAUGAUAUUCAGCACAUUAUGGAAAACAAUCUAUAGACUAUAAUCUUCCACCUGAUUGGCAAGAAGUUCAAUUAAGAAAUAUGAUAUCACUGUGAUAGUUGUCACUCGACCUUUAUGUUUAGAGCUAUAGGUUGUUAAUAUAGUGUAAGUCAGGAGCUAUUAUAUAUAGUGCAUGUUAGUAGCUUAGUUAAAUUUAUCAGGUGAAAGGCUCACCAAGUUCACUACUGUUAGUUAGUUAGAAAGGCUUUGUUCUACUACAGCUGAGGUGCAUUGUAGAGAGUAUAUAUAUAUAUAUAUGUAUGUAGACUCUUCUAAUAACAGAGAUUCACCAUUUUAUCCUAUCAAGUUUCACAAUUCUAUCUCUCUCUCUGAAGUUCUCUCUCAAAGGUGUUGAUGGUGUGGGCAACAGUACCUUCGAGAGAGAACUUCAGAGAAAAAGAUAAAAUUGUGAAACUUGAUAGGAUAAAAUGGUGAAUCUCUGUUAUUAGAAGAGUCUACAUACACACAUAUAUAUACUCUCUACAAUGCACCUCAGCUGUAGUAGAACAAAGCCUUUUUAGCUAACUAACAGUAGUGAACUUGGUGAGCCUUUCACCUGAUAAAUUUAACUAAGCUACUAACAUGCACUAUAUAUAAUAGCUCCUGACUUACACUAUAUUAACAACCUAUAGCUCUAAACAUAAAGGUCAAGUGACACCCUCCCUUAAGUUAGGAGCACAUAUGUUCAGCAUUCCAAGUUUGUCUCAUAGCCCACUGAACACAGUGGGUGCAAGUGCCUUAGUGAGCAGAUCAGCCACUUGCUCAUGAGUCGAAAUCGGCAGUAAGUGAAUCAGUCCUUCUUGAAGUUUAUUUCUUACCACAUGACAAUCUAUUUCUAUGUGUUUUGUUCUCUCAUGGAAAACAGGAUUGGAUGCAAUGUAUAUAGCCGAUUGACUAUCACAAAAGAUGUUAAUAGCCUUGGAAAGAGGAACCUGCAAGUCUCUUAAUAUGUAACUAAUUCACUGUGCUUCUCAAGUGGUACUUGCCAAUGCUCGAUACUCAGCCUCAGAGGAUGAAGACGCCACUGUCAAUUGCUUUUUGCUCUUCCACGAUAUGAGUGAGUUUUCCAGAUAGAAGCAAUAAGCCGAAAUUGACUUCCUUGUGUCUGGGCAUGCUGCCCAAUCUGAAUCUGAGAACCCAGUCAGAUUGUAAUCUACCUCUGAAGUGAAGAACAACCCUGCUGCCGGUGCUCCUUUCAGGUACCUGAGCACAUGAUGUGCUGCCUGCAUAUGUUGAGUGGUCGGACAGUCCAGAAAUUGACCGAGUUUCCCCACUGCAUGGCUGAUAUCUGGUCUGGUAUUGGCUAAGUACAACAGCCUCCCAACUAGCUUUCUGUAGCCCGAGUGAUCCUUCAAUGGCUCUCCCUUUUCUCCGGACAGCUUCACUGUAUAGUCUAAAGGUGUAGUCGCAGGCUUGCACUCUUCGAACCUUGUCUCCUUUAAAAGAUCCAUGAAAAAUCAAUGCCAUCUCUAUUCUCUACAUUAGAAAUCCUAUAUAUACAGGUAAAGCUCACUCAUUUUGUUGGCCUUGAAGUAGGAGGUGGCAGCACCUCACACCAUAAUUGGGUGGUUCAUCACUCCAUGAGUUCUUCGCACUGCAAAUUCUUUAGAGAGUGAAAUUGGGUGCGGGCAUGUGGUUUGUGGUGCAGUUCUUUCCCAAUUUGGUGGCUUCUUUUUCAAUUGAUGCGUACAAGCGGUGGGAGUGGAAGCAGUAAGCUUGCUUUGCAAGCUGCUUCUUGUCCUAUUAAUAGCAAAGUUCGUUUAUGGGGUUGGUAACCAUAGCGAACUGAAACAUCCAUAGAGACAUUGAUGGCAGCAGAGCGGCGCCUUUUCCAUGGCGGAAUGGGAUUCAAAGGAGCAGACAGCAUCUUCAUGACUUGGUUUGGCCAUGAGAAUUUCACAGACCAUGGAAUUGGGGUGACCGCUUCAUUCUCUUGGUAAUUUUUUUUGGGCAUAAACGCGGAUUUUCGGGUGUGCUUCUGAAGGCUUGUUCUGCAGCAACUUGAGUCAGUCAUAAGUUGUUUGAAUCUCUGAAGUUGUGGUGGCUUCUUUUUCAAUGGAUGAUUGGAUUUGGUGGAAAUUUAGGAGUUGGAAGCAGUGGAGUGGAUUGCUUGAUUCAACCCUUCUUUGUUGCUGUUGAGACUAAAGUGGAAAUUCUAAUUUUCCAUUUUGAUAAUUAUUAUGCUUUCAGUUCUUGAUUAUUGAAUUUAACUAGGAAAGUAGAUACAAGAGUUUAAUUUAUUGUUUAUGUUUUCUGUUUUGCAGCAACUUCAGAAGAUGAAACAUACAAAUUUUCAAGUUCAUGUGUAUGAUGAGGUAAAAGGAACGGAUUCAUGGGAUUUAAAGAUCUGGGAAAAAGGGAACUAGUGACAACAAUAUUACUAUGAUAUAUGUAUUUAAGUAGCUGGUUAUCCGGCCACAAUGUCAUAGCUUGAUUUUCAUAGUUAUCAUAGUAAUAUUGUUGUCAUAGUAAUAUUUUAAGAUUGUUCUAUAAUUAUUGUUUUCCCAGAUAACACUUUAGACAACAAGCAAAUAAAUCUGGUCAGGGUGUUGUGUUUUUGCUAAUUAUGAAUUAUGAAUUGGGUAAGGUAUUUGUGGCUUUAGGACUUUUUGGUUUGGAAUCAAUGCAAGAGGGUACAACAAAUGUUGUCUCAGCUUGGGAGUAAGGUGGGUGCACUACUAUUUGCAUGUUGGGAGUAUUUACCUUAAAUUUUGUUUUCUUUUCAGUGAUUCAGAUUUUAGUCCCUUGAGGCUCCUAGCGUUUAGGUUCAAGAAGGUUUUAUCCAUUACUAAGUAAUUUUUUGUAAACUCAUGUAUUUUAUCUCUAUAAUAUUUAUUUUCUCAAACCA
This is a messenger RNA of Arachis ipaensis, 4867 nucleotides long. NCBI's taxonomy places the organism in Eukaryota, Viridiplantae, Streptophyta, Magnoliopsida, Fabales, Fabaceae. The record is from RefSeq and is a predicted model, not a curated record.